Messenger RNA from Bombus huntii, 1315 nucleotides. Its product is annotated as neuronal calcium sensor 2. The transcript has 6 exons. The record is from RefSeq and is a predicted model, not a curated record. NCBI's taxonomy places the organism in Eukaryota, Metazoa, Arthropoda, Insecta, Hymenoptera, Apidae. Bases 616 to 1176 code for a protein of 186 amino acids. Gene Ontology annotation, molecular function: calcium ion binding.
AGGACGAAAUGACAUUUUGUUCUUGUAUCAGCUUUCUUCAUCGAAUAGAUCAGUUUGUGUCAGGAAACCGGGUUUUCGUGAGAAUCGUUUUUCUCGUAAAGUUGGGCCGCUAAAGUAUAUAGUUUGGCCGCAGUAUCGUUCCAAUGCAGGCAUAGGUUACCUCGGCUUUUUCAUUCCUUGAAUCAAAUUCAAACGCAUAUCACCUUAAAUGGGAAUCCGACGCUCGUUUCGUUUAACCUGACGAUGUAUGUGCAUGUAACAUCAUGUAUGUUUUGCGAUUGUAUGCUUGAUGUGUGUACGUUUUUCUCAGCGAGGCUACAUGUAUGCGUGUACGUGCCAGGUGUGUGGAUGCUGUUGUCGAUGCGUGUAUAUUCAUGAAAUGUUUAGAAUUGUCGCUUAUCUUUUCUUUUCGAACGGGACAUUGGUUGAGUGUCGCGCGUGUUUAAACGUCAAGAAAGAAGACUCGUCGUGUGUGUUUUUGACACAUCUCGCCAUGCUGAAUGGACAGCAUGGUGUUGCGGCCCGCUACGUACCGAACAAUUCACUUGGGAACGGCAUUUGGUGUGCGGCUCAAUACUGGCAGAAUACGCGCAGAAAACCCAAUAAGAUUUCAAAAUGGGUUGUUUCGGCAGCAAAGAUAAGUUGAGCAAAGAGGAUAUGGAUUUCCUUAAAUCACACACAAGAUACGAUGAAGCAACUAUAAAAGAAUGGUACAAAGGAUUCAAACAAGAUUGCCCAAAUGGUAGAUUAACGCCAGCAAAAUUUGUCGACAUGUACAAAAUGUUCUUCCCAUCUGGCAAUGCGGAAGAAUUCUGCGACCAUGUUUUCCGUACAUUCGAUAUGGACAAAAAUGGCUACAUCGAUUUUAAGGAAUUUCUAUUGGCCAUCGAUGUAACGUCUAGCGGGACGCCAGAAGAAAAACUAAAGUGGGCUUUCCGGAUGUAUGACGUUGAUGGAAAUGGCGUCAUUGAUAUUCAAGAAAUGACUAAGAUCGUUCAGGCAAUAUACGACAUGCUCGGCGCAUGCUCGAGCAACAGACCAGCAGACAGUGCAGAAGAGAGAGCGAAAAACAUAUUUGCAAGAAUGGAUGAAAAUAAUGACGGUCAACUUACCGAGGAGGAAUUUUUGAAAGGUUGCCUUCAAGACGAAGAGCUUUCAAAAAUGCUGGCCCCUUAAUUCCCGUGUUUUGUUUCGGGAUCGAUUAUUAAUAGUACACUGUUGUCAAAAAACAUUCGUAAAAUACCAACCGACCGAGCAACAGCGAUGAAAGCAAUUUCAGAUACAUCUGUCUUUCAUACGAAACGUAUUUGUUGUA